AUGCGGUUGGAUGUCCGAGCGCAAUCGGAGCUUGCCACCUCGAUGUUGACUCCCCUCGGCUCUCCCACUGAGUAUUUGACGGGAGUUAGGAAGGAUAGCCAUCUUGCUUGGGACUAUCCGACCGCCUUGCUGUGCGAGAAAGCGGGUAUAGACCUGGUUCUUGUCGGCGACAGCCUCACAAUCGUGGCACUGGGCCACGAUGCGACGAACUAUGCGACGCUGGACGAGAUGAUCUAUCAUUGCAAGGCCGUGGCACGGGGCGCAAAGUCACCCUUGUUGCUCGGCGAUAUGCCCAUGGGCUCAUAUGAGAUCUCGGAUGAACAAGAAGGCCGGUGCGAUGCCAUCAAGCUGGAAGGCGGCGCCGACAUGGCGUCGCGAGUCAGGGCGAUCGUGAAAGCGGGUGUGCCUGUCAUCGGACACAUUGGCCUGACCCCCCAGACGAACACCUCGGGCGCGAGUGCCGAUGGGAUCACAGCAGAGGAGAGUGAGAAUACCCUGAAAGAUGCAUUGGCUCUACAAGACGCUGGGGCCUUUGCGGUGGUGCUGGAAACGGUGGCAGGACCGGCGGCCGAGUGGAUCACGUCGAACCUGAAGAUUCCGACGAUUGGGAUUGGAUGCGGCCCGAAUACUUCUGCCCAGAUUGGCGUCCAGUCCGAGCUGUUGGGUUACGAAAACUCGCUUUGUGCCGCCAUGUGA
Molecule: messenger RNA, 696 nt
Organism: Fonsecaea pedrosoi CBS 271.37
Lineage: Eukaryota; Fungi; Ascomycota; Eurotiomycetes; Chaetothyriales; Herpotrichiellaceae
Product: 3-methyl-2-oxobutanoate hydroxymethyltransferase
Exons: 4
Coding region: 1-696 (231 amino acids)
Biological process (GO): pantothenate biosynthetic process
Cellular component (GO): mitochondrion
Molecular function (GO): 3-methyl-2-oxobutanoate hydroxymethyltransferase activity; magnesium ion binding
Source: RefSeq, a predicted model, not a curated record